This is a messenger RNA of Cuscuta epithymum, 503 nucleotides long. The record is from the annotation of a GenBank genome assembly. NCBI's taxonomy places the organism in Eukaryota, Viridiplantae, Streptophyta, Magnoliopsida, Solanales, Convolvulaceae.
AAUUGCAUCAACUUGUGCAAGACAAAGACAAAGAACCUGAAGGAAGUCAACCCCGUCCACAGACACAAGAAGACAUGUUGCUUCAUGUACUUGGCCCAAAGUCUGGAUAUACUCGUGGUAAAGGAAAUGGAUACGGAGGCUCAGCCAAAGCAAGAUUGCAAGUGGAACAACAACAAAAAUUGAGGCAGCAACAAGAAAAAAUAACUCAUCUCCAAAAUGAAUUAGAGGCAACUAAGAAAGAGAUGGAAGAAUACAAAAUGAAUCAAACCCGCACUAUUGCUGCGUUGGAGGAACGACUUAUUGAGAUGAUAACUCGUAAGACUAGGAAAGAGCUUCAUGAUGAUGAUGAUUACGAAUGAGAAGUCCUGUACAAGCUGAAAGUUGGACUUUUAUAUAUGAUAAUCACCUUAUAUGAGAAGUGAUUUUUUUCAUUUAACAUUUUAAGUAAAGUUAGACUAUGCGUGGAGUUGGUUGUGCAGAAUUACAAGACGUUUUAUACAGUG